Lactuca virosa is the source of this 1332-nucleotide messenger RNA. NCBI's taxonomy places the organism in Eukaryota, Viridiplantae, Streptophyta, Magnoliopsida, Asterales, Asteraceae. The record is from the annotation of a GenBank genome assembly.
AAUGGCAAUCAUUUAAGUUCACAUCACUCUGGAGGGAAUGCCACUGAAGAUAAAUAGAUCGAUCUGCAAUCGUUAUUUCAAAUCAUAGAUCUCCUACAAAAUAAUUUCUUACGCUCAAACUCUUUAAUGGCCAAUCGUUCCUUAUCCUAUACAUCAUUCUUUACCAUUUUGCAGCUCUUAUGGAGUUAUACCUUGUAUGCCAAUGGAUGCUACACUUCAAUCAUCAGCUUCGGAGACUCCCUAGCAGACACUGGUAACCUAAAACAGCUUACCUCUGAACUAAAUCAACCUCCAUUACAUUUAUUUUUACCACCUUAUGGUGAAACCUUUUUUCAUGAGCCCACUGGUCGUUGCUCCAAUGGUCGCCUCAUCAUUGAUUUCAUUGCUGAGUACCUAAACCUGCCAUUGGUACGACCAUUUUUCAAUGGCAAUGGGGGCAUGGAAUUGGGACAAGGAGUAAAUUAUGCGGUGGCAUUUGCAACUGCAUUAAAUAAUUCAUUUCUUGAAGCCAGAGGGGUUUAUAACCCUAUAACGACAAAUAUAUCUUUAGGAGUUCAGCUGGAGUGGUUCAAAGAAUCGAUUUGUGCAAAUGUUUCAGAUUGCAGUCACCUAAUCGAACAUUCCUUAUUUCUCAUGGGUGAGAUUGGAGGAAACGAUUAUAACCACGCCUUACUUGCUGGGAAAUCCAUCGAUGAGGUUGGAACAUAUGUUCCAUUUGUUGUCCAGACCAUUAUCUUAGCGAUUAAUGAACUUGUUGAGAUGGGGGCCAAGACAGUACUUGUACCAGGAAACCUACCAAUUGGAUGCUCUGCAGCAUAUUUAACAUUGUACAAUAGCUUUGAUUCUACAGAAUAUGAUAAUUUAACUGGUUGCCUUAUACAAUUUAACAAGUUUGCCGAGUACCACAAUGAACUUCUAGUGACAAAAUUAAACCAAAUUCAAGAACUUCAUCCUGAUGCCAAUAUCAUCUAUGCUGACUAUUACAAUGCAGCCAUGCAAUUUUUUCGUUCUCCGGAAAAAUAUGGAUUUGAAAAUGGAGCUCUAAAAGCAUGUUGUGGAGGUGGAGGGACAUUUAACUAUAACGAUUCAAUACUAUGUGCAAACCCAACAGCAUCUGUCUGUUCUAAACCAUAUACAUAUGCUAAUUGGGACGGAUUACACUUAACGGAAGCAGCAUAUAAAGUUGUCAGCAAGAGCUUAUUGCAAGGACCAUACACGGUGCCCCAAUUCAACUCCCUUUGCCCUACUUCAAUGUUAAAAGAGGGAGAUGAAUUAUCAAGUUUUAUGCGUCGGAGCUGGUAUACAUUUGUCACCCUAGACUUGCCGGUCUAA